This is a messenger RNA of Maniola jurtina (meadow brown), 4186 nucleotides long. Its product is annotated as tetratricopeptide repeat protein 37. Gene Ontology annotation, molecular function: protein binding. The transcript is spliced from 2 exons. The record is from RefSeq and is a predicted model, not a curated record. NCBI's taxonomy places the organism in Eukaryota, Metazoa, Arthropoda, Insecta, Lepidoptera, Nymphalidae. Bases 188 to 4009 code for a protein of 1273 amino acids. Gene Ontology annotation, cellular component: Ski complex.
UCUGGUCGGUGGUCAGUGGUCACUGGUAAAAAGCAAAAGUUCAUCGAUGUCAAAAGUUAAAAAUGCUAAAAUGAAAAACUGAUGAUUUGUUUUGGUUUUUUCAUUGUCUUGUAGUUCGUACCUACACCAAGUUGUCCCAUUGCACGUCGAUAUUGAUGUCACUUUUGGUAGUAAAUUAGUGUCUCAGAUGGCUGAUGUCAAGUCCUUAUUAAAAGAAGCAAGAAAAUUGAUUGACAAUAAGGAUUUCAAAGAGGCACAAGAAUGUUGCAAAAAUAUAUUACGAAAAGACAAACAGAAUUAUCUGGGAUUAAUUCUACUGGGUAAAUCUUUACAAGACUCAGAUCAAGCAGCUUUAGCAUUUCAAAAAGCUAUAGCAAGUAAGCCUGAUCAUCCUUUAGCUUGGCAAGGCCUCGCCAACUACUAUGAGCAAAAAGAGGGAAGUGUGGCAAAAGUUAAGCUUAUUGCUAUUUAUGAUGAAAUUUUAAAACUUCAAAUAGAAGAGGAGAAGGCUCUGGAAAUUAUAACAAAGCUUGGUCAGCUAGGAUGCUCUCUAAAAGACAACCAAGUUAUUACAGCACUCAUAAAUUAUAUGGACAAGAACUUGGAUGAAAAAGUCUACUCUGCUGCUGGGAAACAGUUAAUUGAAUUAUUGAAGACAGAUAUAACAUGUAAGGAUGGAGAUGUAUUUAAAAUUAUUAAUUACUUAUCACACAUGAUAGACAAAGAGGCAAAUGAUGCUUUACAUAUUUUACUUGGAAAAGUAAUCUUACAAAAUGCUAGUUUUAUUGAUGCAAUGAGAGAAGUGAUGAAUCUACAUUUUUUUACUUCUAGUGUCACUUUCCGGGAAUGGCUUUGCAAGUAUUUGUGCACAUAUUAUAUUGAAAACAAUUCUUUCUCUGGUUUUGACAUUGACACACACAUUAAUGAUGUUAUAGUAGGAAUUGAAAACUCGAAAUAUCCAGACUUGUUACAAAGUAUGAUAUUGUAUGACAAAGGAUUAUAUUUAGAAGCCUAUAAACAAUGUGUUCCUCUUAUAAAUUAUCAAGAAGCAGAUGUCACUGAAGCCACCUUCAUUAUUAGAUGCACUUUUAAGUUAAAAAAGUUUUCAGUGGCACAGAAAUUAGCUACUAAUUUCUUGAUAAAAGUUAAAGAUAAGAAUUUUGCUAUAGCAUUGAAGAAAUUUCUGUUUCUUUCACUGGCUGAGCAACAAAAAUGGAAACAAGCUAUUUUAAUUGCAAAUGAAAUUCCUGCUGAUAGUAUGGACGUAAGCGAACAGGCAGCACUUGCAAAAUGUUAUAUUGAAAAUAAUGAGCAUGCUGAUCAUGUUAUGAAAAAUUUACGAGAAACUGAGCACUAUGGACAGCUAGAAGCUCUCUCCCUCAUAAAACAAGGAAAAUAUGAAGAUGCGAUAAAAUUGUUAGAUGAAUCACCAGAUAAACCACUUAAUUUAUUUUACCUAGGACAAGCAUAUUGGAAAUUAGGAGAGUUUGAUAAGUGCCUUAUUUACCUACUCAAGGCUGCCAAGGUAAAUACUGACCAUGCAGACACAUUUUUCUACCUGGGAAUUAUUUAUCAACAUUACAAACAAGACUUGGAAAAAGCUAAAAAAUGUUAUGAAAAAGCUUUUAGCCUUAAUAAUAUAGACAUUGAUAUUAUAAAGAAUUUAAGUAAUGUUUACACAAAACUGGGACUAUCUGAUGCCGACUUUGAUUUACUACGCAAAGCUAGCCAAAAUGUGCAAAUAGACCUACAAUGGAUUAAUUUCCGUUUAGGCCUUCAUUAUAUUAAUAAAAGAGACUGGGAGGAGGCUAUAUUACAGUUUAGAAAUGUCAUUAAGGCUGACCCUAACAAUGUAAUAGCUUUUGAAUGCUUAGCAGAUGCUUAUUAUUCAAGGGGAUCCUUUACAUCAGCACUUAAAGCAUACAAUAAAGUUAUAUCAAUGAAUCCCAGAAAUAUAUUGCAUUGCCUUACUAGAAUAGGUUAUAUUAAUUCCUUAUUAACACAGUAUGAGGAUGCAAUAGCAACUUUUGAAAAAGUAUUUGAAAUGGAGCCCCAUUCGCUCUUGGCUUUAAAAGGCAUUACAGAAACUUGGAUGAGGAUAGCAAAGAAAAAAUUGAAUGCCAAACUGUUUGGCAGUGCUAGAGACACUGCACAAUGUGCCAUUAAUUAUAUAAUCCAAGCAUUAACAAAAGAAAAGAAGUUCUUAUGUUUUUGGAAAUUAUUAGCAGAUGCUUUAAUAUUUGUAACAAAAUUACCAGAUGAAUAUUGUUAUGUUUUUAUGAAAAAUUCAUUUACUGAUGACGACGAUGUAAUGGCAAGAAUAGAAAAGUAUGACAUCUAUGCACAAGCUCUGGCAUGUUAUUCCAGGAUUGCCAAACAAAAGCUUCAGUUCACUUCCUAUGACUUAGCAUCUACUUAUCUUGAUUAUUAUCAUGCAACAAAAGAGAUGGUUAAUUGUCGCAUAUCAUUCAAGUUAACUAUAGCCAAUAUAAAAAUACAACCAAGCUCUUGGAGAAAUUGGAACCUACUUGGAAAGAUAUGUAUUUACAUGAAAAGGUAUGCUCUAGCUCAGCAUUGCUUUAUUAAGGCACUAUUAGUGACACGCAAAUGGUCUGUUGCAAAAAUAUGGUGUAAUUUGGGUACUCUUUAUGUCAAGUUAGGUCUUCAUAAAUUGGCCAAUUAUUGUUUCUGGCGUGGACAGUCAACACUGCCAUCUUAUCCUCAAAGCUGGAUUGGUCAAGGAUUAAUUGCUGAAGUGAUACAGGAAGAAGAAGCAAUGGACCUAUUCAGACAUGCUUGUCGGCUUGGUUACCAUCCUGAGAGUGCUAUGGGAUAUGCUGACUGGGUAUGCCGGACAUUAAAAGAUGACACUUAUAAAAACAGCUCUGAAUUAAAAUAUGUUAUUGAUGGGCUAUAUGCAAUAUCAUAUGCAAUGGAUUUGGUAUUGUGGUUUAUUAGAUUUGAACCAAACAAUGCUUAUGCUAAUAAUAUUCUAGGUAUAUUACAAGAAAGAAGCAAUCUUUUAGAUUCUGCAUUAGUCUCUUAUCAAAAAGCAUUUCAAUAUGCUAAUGAAGACAAAAAAAAUAUUAUUCUUCUCAAUAUUAGCAGAACUCUGCUAAGACUUGGAAAGUAUGAUGAAGCCAUUAGAUCAUACAAAGAAAUAACCGAAGCAAGUUUAAAUUCUGCUUGUGGUUUAGCUCUUGCUCUUUUUAAAAAAGGUCUUUAUGAAGAAUCAUAUUCAGCAUAUGAGACAGCUCUGCAAUGGCUCUGUAAUGAUGAUGCUGAGAAGGCUGACCUUCUUGUAGCUAUGGCGGGUAUAGUGUACAUGUUCAAAGGCAUGGACGAUGCUAAAACAUUACUCUUUCAUAGUAUUCAAGUUUCACUGAAAAAACCAACACCAUACAGCUUGUUUGCAAUAUGCUCAUUAGGUAUUAUACAUUCAGACCAAGGAUUGUCCAAGUUGGCUUUAAGUGAGUUGCAGAAAUAUGAAAAAGAUAGGAACUUUGGAUAUGACAUAGGCUUUUUAAAAUCUUAUCUUGCACUUAAUGAUGAUGUCAACAAAGCUAUUAAAUUGUUGAGUGAUUCUCUGCAUGAUCACCCUAGUAGUACAGAAUUAUGGUCUUGUAUGGCACAGUAUUGUUUAAAAGAUUCAGACACAAAAGCAAAGAUAGCCAGUUCCUGUGCUCAAAGAGCACUAAGCUCAGCACAUGAUAAGAAUGAUACUGACUCAGCAAAAAUGCUUGCUACAGCUAGCAUUGCUGAACACAUAGCGGGACAUAAACUUAAGUCACUGCUGUUAGCCAAGGCAGGGCUUCACAUGUACCCAUGUCAGUCUGAUAUCUGGGCUGCAUUGCUUUUCUCAGUUUUGACCAAUAAGAUGUGGUUUGAGAAGAAAAAAUGGAUUUUAAGGGUUACUGGAUAUAUGAGAAAAAAUUUAGAUACAACAAGAGGUUUGAACAGAUGGAUCAAUCUUUUAGAGAAAAAACUAAGCAGAUAUUUAAAUAAUUAAUACUAUUUUUAACAAUAACAAAUAGGUGUUCAGCGUGAUCAUGAUUUAUUACCUGCUAAAUUUUAUCUAAGGCUUAAAUCCCUUUUCUAUAUAGGUAUGAAUUUAAAUGAAAGUGCAUUUUUAAUAUAUUAUGUAUCACUUAAAGGAAGAUGUAAAAGAAUAAAAUUUUUAUCACAA